Molecule: messenger RNA, 453 nt
Organism: Lottia gigantea (owl limpet)
Lineage: Eukaryota; Metazoa; Mollusca; Gastropoda; Lottiidae
Exons: 1
Coding region: 1-453 (150 amino acids)
Biological process (GO): regulation of lipid biosynthetic process
Cellular component (GO): cytosol
Source: RefSeq, a predicted model, not a curated record
AUGUGUAGUGGAAUAGAGAGUCAACAGUCCUUGGUAUCUGCUCUUUGUAAAUUUGUGGGCGCUGUGAAAAAUAUGGAUGAAGCUGUGAUGAUACCAAGUAAACUAAGAGAUAUGGAAGUUGGCGAGACUGAUCUGGCAAUAUUAGAACCUAAUAACAACAAAUCAGACCUACCUAAAAUGCCCACUGGAGCAGAUUUGUACAGUUUUUAUUCUAUGUUAAACACAGUUAAACACGAAAUUAUUUCAGGAUCGGCAUCCCGACUUGACACAAGCAGUGAAAUGGACGAUAAUGCUAACGAUAGUUCUAAGGAAACCGCCGAUGCCUUCAGACAUCACUUAAAAGGAAUCUUCAAACUUCUGCACCAGUUGACAGAAACAGCCGAAUUUUUAAAGAGUAGAUAUGAAGGCGAAGUGAAACCAAAUACAGAAACCUCCAGGCCGUUGCAUUUGUGA